CGGAAGCGGCCGGGUUCGGAGCCUUGAGCACUUAUUUGGGGGGCCUUCCCUGCGAGGGAGUGAGAGGGGGCGAGGUAGUAGAGAUGGAUUAGCUUUGGCUCGGACGCACGUGCUGAAGCAUCUGAGUGUGUUCGCGCGCGUGCGAAAGUUGCUCUGCUCUUCUCCAAAAGAGAAAAAGUAAGGAGGAGGGAUGACUUCUGUACUCCCAACAGCCAGAUCCCAGAUCCCACUGACGUUCCAGGAUGUGGCUGUGGAUUUCACCUGGGAGGAAUGGGGGCUCUUGGAACCUUCUCAGAAGGACAUGUACUGGGAUGUGAUGCUGGAGAUCUAUGAGAAUUUUAUCUCCCUUGGAGGUGUUCCUCUUUCCAUACCAGAUGUUAUUUCCCAGUUGGAAAGAAUGAAAGCACCAUGGAUGACAGAAGGAGGAGUCUUGAUUAGCACUUUUCUAGAUUCUUCUAGUCAGAAGACAAAAUGUGAAACCAAGGAGUCAACUGUAAAGCAGAAUAGUUUUAUGGAACAGUCAUCGAAAGAGAGAUUCAUAAAGGAAAGCCCUUGGCAUUACACAUUGGGAGAAGGUUGGAAUGGUGAUGUCAGGUUAGAAAGACAAAAAGAAAACCAAGAAAUACAGUCUCAGGAGGUAUUCACUAGUGAAUCUGUUCGUGAACGUAAUAUUUUUGGAAAAAAACUCAAUCUGGGAUCAGUUGUUGUUCCACAACGGAGAGUUUGCAUAAGAGAAAAUCUUCCUACAUACAGUACACUUGUAAAGAAUAUGAAGAAGUUUUUUGACUCACUUAAACCUAAGACAAUCUCCAUUGGGACGAAACUUAAGUAUAGUAAAUGCAAGAAGCCCUUUAGUUAUCAGUCAAAUGUUAUUCAUUACCAGAGAGCCCACCCUCGGGGGAAAGCCCAUAAAUGUAAUGAAUGUAACAAAGCCUUCAGCAAGAAAGGAAGUCUUAAUGCACACAAACUAAUUCAUACUGGAGAGAAACAUUUUGAAUGUAAUACCUGUGGGAGAGGCUUCAGAUACCAUUCAUCCCUUAAGCAACAUCAGAAAAUUCAUACUCGUGAGAAAUCCCAUAAAUGCAAUGAAUGUGGUAAAGGCUUUAGCCGAAGAGGACUUCUUAAGACACAUAAAUUAAGUCAUAUUAGAGAAAAACAUCUGAAAUGUAAUGUAUGUGGGAAAGGCUUCAGGUACCCCAUAUCCCUUAGGGUACAUAAGAAAAUGCAUACUGGAGAGAAGCCACAUAUAUGUAAUGAGUGUGGAAAGGCUUUCAUCUGAAGGGAAACUUUAUAAAUCAUAAGAGAUUUCAUUCAGGUGAGAUGCCUUUUGAAUGUAAUGAAUGUGGGAAAGCUUUCAUGCUAAGGAAAGAGUUUAAUAAACACAAGAGAAUUCAUACUGGUGAGAAACCAUACAUAUGCAAUGAAUGUGGGAAAGCCUUCAGGUGGAAUGGAAGUCUAAAAUCACAUAAGAGAAUUCAUACUGGAGAGAAACCCUAUGUAUGUAAUGAAUGUGGGAAAGCAUUCACUAAUUAUCAAAGCCUAACUUAUCAUCAAAUAUUUCAUCCUGGAGAGAAAAUUUUUCAGUGUAGUGAAUGUGAGAAAGCAUUUACACAGAGGGCAAACCUUAAUCGACAUAAGAGAAUUCAUACUGGAGAGAAACCCUACAUAUGUAAUCAAUGUGGAAAAGCCUUUAUUGUGAUGGGAAAUCUUAAAAGACAUAUGAGAAUCCAUACAGGAGAGAAACCUUAUAAAUGUAAUGAUUGUGGAAAAGCUUUCACCAAUCACCAAAGCCUAAUUCAUCACCAAACAACUCAUACUGGGGAGAAAACAUUUCAGUGCAAUGAAUGUAAGAAAGUCUUUGCCACAAGAGGAAACCUUAACAUACAUAAGAAAGUUCAUACUGGAGAAAAACCCUAUGUAUGUAAUGAAUGUGGGAAAGCAUUCAACCUCAAGGGAAAUCUGAAUAUACAUAAAAAAAUUCAUACUGGAGAGAAACCCUUUGAAUGUAGUGAUUGUGGAAAAGCCUUCAGACAGAAUGGAAGUCUUAAAAGACAUAAAAGAAUUCAUACUGGAGAGAAACCCUAUGAAUGUAAUGAAUGUGGAAAAGCCUUCACUAAUCAACAAAGCCUAAUUUACCAUCAAGUAUAUCAUACUAGGGAGAGACCCUAUGAAUGUAAUGAAUGUGGGAAAACCUUCAUUCAGAAAGGAAAACUUAAUAGACAUUCAAGAACUCAUGAGGGAAGCCUUUAACUAGGUGGAAAAAAUAUUACACAUAAAAUAACUCAUAUUUGGAAAAACACAUUGAAUAUAAUGUUAUAAAUAGCUUUUAACAAGAAGGGCAAAUAUUAAAUAUAUUUAAAAAUCCACACUAGAGGAAACCCUGUAAAUAUUAUGAAUUUUAUGAAUAUUAUGAAUUAUGUAAAUUAUGAAAAUCUAAAUUCCCGUCUAUAUUUCAUAGUGAUGAAGUGCUGUCAAUAUAAGAAAUGACUCAUAAUGGAGAGAAAACCUUUUUCUGCAAUGAAUGUAAGAAAGUCUUUGCCACAAAAGGAAACCUUAAUGUAUAUUAAAUAAAGAAAGUUCAUACUGGAGAGAAACCUUAAGUAUGUAAUGAAUGUGGAUAAGCCUUUAAUUGGAAGGGAAGCCUUAAUUCAUAUAAGAAUUAUCAAUGAGAUUAUCUUUGAAUUUUAGUUAUAUAGGAAAACUUUCACCAAUAAUCAAAGCCUAACACGAAAUUAAAUAUCUUUCAUGCUUAAGAGAAAUCUUUCCAGUGUGAUGAAUGUCAAAAAGUUUUCAGAUGGGGUAGAAAUCUUAACAUCAACUUUUUGAUUGUAAUGAAUGUAGCAGAGUUUGUGGUCCAGACUUUAUUGUACAUAAUAAAAUCCAUAGUCGAGGAACCCUUUGAAGAUAAGCAACAUAGGGAGAUUUUCAGGUUUAGCCCAUUGCUAGUUAAACAUCAGAUAAUUUUUACUAGAGAAAACCCCAUUUGAACUUCAGGAAAUUGGGGAAGUGUUCCAAAAAAGUAAGAGUAUUAUUGUGUAUCAGUGAAUUCAUAUUGGAGAGAAACCCUUUCAGGGUAACUAAAGUAAGGAUAGAGAUUGGAGGUGAGAAGAGGCAGAAUUCUGAAAAAUUAAUGUGCCUUCUUUGAGAAUAAUAUUCUGAGAGGCAAAGGGAAAGUCAGAAUGAAUUCACAUAAAAUAGUGAAUUAUAUCUUCUACUUUAAUCUAGAUUGACAAAAGUUAUAAAGAGGCAGAUUUCAAGUCUUUAUUAAGUCCAGAGAGGCCUGGAAAGCUUGAGUUUAACUGAAAAGUGGCAGUUAAUGUAUAAUAAGGCAGAAUUGUGAGACCUAUGUAUUUCACUUAGCUUUUGUUCCAAUUCCUAGUUUCAGUUACAUGCUACUGAUUGAAGUUCUUAAAUAUAAAGUGGACCAUAAUGUUCUAACCUAUACAAAACUCCUAUGGGAUGUUAGUGUAAGUAUUUAAGAAAUGCUUUUUAAGUAAAUGAGCUCAGGAUCUAGAACAUAAUGGGAGUUAUAAGGAAUGUUUUAACUCAAAGAUAGAUAAUACCCAGUACCAUGAGUUGGAAAUUGGCACCAGAGUAUGGUAUUCCAAAGAGAAGACUUGGGGGUAUUUUAUGGUGUAUGUCAGUUCCCCAGACGGAUGUAAUAUGUCAUAAUUCCAAAAUAUGCACCAAAAGCUGUAAUAGGCUGAGGCUCGAGUUGAUGCACUGAGGUCCCAAGCACGUGAGACUAAAUAGUAAUUGGACCAUAUUCUAUUAAUAUAUAUGCUUGAGAAAGAAUGGCCCCCGCCCACUCUUUGUGCAAGUCCUGAUGUGUUAUAUAGGAAAUGACGAUUUUGGUGGGUGGAGGCAGCGGGGCCGAGAAGGGAAGCGGAAAGAGAGACUGCUGGCUGGCAUCUUGACACAGCUGCUCUCAUUACUAUCGUGACCGCCCUUCACCUCCAAUCCCCCUCUGCUAGCUGGCUUCCUGUCGCAGCUGCCCAUAUUGCUAUCGCAAUCCUUCUUCACCUCUACUGAGAAUAAAGAUUGUAGAUUUUUCCUUAACCUGAAUUCCUGACUCUGGGUGAUUUUAAAUACGCAUCACAAAAAUCAGCCUGCCCUUUAUGAGGAAAGACAAUUUAAAUAUUAUAUUACAGUAGAUAGAAACGGAGAAUAGGAGGUAGCACUUAAUGCCUAAAGCCCUGUAGAAGAAGCAGAGUAUAGCUCAGUAAAUUAUGAAUUAUUUUAGAGGCAGCACUGGAAAGUUAAAAUGAUUCCUCUAGCAAAGGUUGUAUAAUGCAUGGAGAAGGAUAGCCAGAGCAUCUAGGAGAAAACAGUUCAUUAAUGUCAUCAGAAGACAUUAUUCGUACUGCAAUUUGGAAGUACAUCACCCCAGUCACACAUGUGCCAUGGCUAUAUCAGUUUCUGAUAUGUUUCCUUUUACAUGCCUCUUCCAUCUUUGUUCCUAUGUCAUGUAUGUACUCUUCAUAUAUGUUCUUUUCAUCUGUUCUGAUAAUCGGUGGGAAAAUGUACUCCAUGUGGGCAGGGGAUAUUUUAUUACUUUAUUUGUCACGCUGUUAGAUUAAAUACUUUUAAUUUUGAA
This is a messenger RNA of Antechinus flavipes (yellow-footed antechinus), 4597 nucleotides long. RefSeq names its product zinc finger protein 184-like. The record is from RefSeq and is a predicted model, not a curated record. Gene Ontology annotation, molecular function: DNA-binding transcription repressor activity, RNA polymerase II-specific. Gene Ontology annotation, biological process: negative regulation of transcription by RNA polymerase II. The transcript is spliced from 5 exons. Lineage: Eukaryota; Metazoa; Chordata; Mammalia; Dasyuromorphia; Dasyuridae. The coding region runs from base 191 to 1279 and encodes 362 amino acids.